Messenger RNA from Ficedula albicollis (Collared flycatcher), 587 nucleotides. RefSeq names its product mitochondrial ribosomal protein L4 (gene MRPL4). Gene Ontology annotation, cellular component: ribosome. Gene Ontology annotation, biological process: translation. Bases 1 to 579 code for a protein of 192 amino acids. The record is from RefSeq and is a predicted model, not a curated record. The transcript is spliced from 6 exons. Lineage: Eukaryota; Metazoa; Chordata; Aves; Passeriformes; Muscicapidae. Gene Ontology annotation, molecular function: structural constituent of ribosome.
AUGGCUCUUGGGGACAGCAUUGUCACCCCGCUGUCACCUUUGUGCCACCAGGACCGUCACCCAAGUGUCACCCACGGCCCCAGCGGGCGCUGGGGUGGGGGAGGGGGGCACAUCUGGACGCACAUCUGGGGGAAAUCCAGCGGGGGGAGUCAAUGGUUGAUCCCUCUCCCCCUCACGGUCACAGUUGUCGACGGCGCCGCCCGCGGAGCCCGAGUCCCGCAGGGGGCGAGCUGCACCCUGGGGACACGCAGCCUUUGGGGACAGGCUGGCAGUGUCCCUGCUGUCACCCAGGACGAGCUGCACGUGCUGGAGAACCUGGAGCUGCCCAGCGCGGACCCGCGGUACCUGCAGGAGCUGGCACGGUGCCGGGGCUGGGGACACUCUGUGCUCGUCGUGGAUGUGCACGAGUUCCCGGAGAACAUCAGCGCGGCGGCCGAGGGGCUGAAAUCCGUCACCCUGAUCCCUGCCCUGGGGCUGAACGUGCACAGCCUGCUCAAGCACCGCACGCUGCUGCUGACCCCACUGUCCCCAAUGUCCCCACUGUCCCCAAUGUCCCCAGUGUGUCCCCACUGUCCAUAGAGUGUCCC